AUGGUCCUCCUGGUGUCUGCGGCAGCCUGGGGGUCGAUGACAGCCUUCACCCCCAUCCUGUUCCCAGCCAGUCAUCUCGAUGACACAGGCCCGUUUCCUCGUGGGCCUGUUGCAAGGAUUGGAGGUGAGAAGGUCCUCCUGUUGUCUGCAGUAGCCUGGGGGUCGAUGACAGCCUUCACCCCCAUCCUAGCCCACUUCUGUUCCCAGCCUGUCCUCUCGAUGACACUGGCCCGUUUCCUCGUGGGCCUGUUGCAAGGAGUUCAUUACCCUUCUCUGGCAAGUCUGUGCUCCCAAAAGGUGGUGGAAAGUGAGAGAGGCUUCCUCAUGAGCACUGUGGGUAGUGGCUCCUACCUUGGCACUUUAGUGAUCGGAGGGGCUGGCUCCCUUAUGUUGGACCUGUAUGGCUGGGAGAGUGUUUUCUAUGUGUCUGGUCUCCUCUCAGUCCUGUGGGCCUACUGUAUGUGGAAAUAUCUACUCAAAGGAGAAGGCCCUAUCAUUACCCUUGAGUCCCUGGGAAGUGCCGGG
Molecule: messenger RNA, 525 nt
Organism: Monopterus albus (swamp eel)
Lineage: Eukaryota; Metazoa; Chordata; Actinopteri; Synbranchiformes; Synbranchidae
Product: solute carrier family 17 member 9-like
Exons: 5
Biological process (GO): transmembrane transport; ATP transport
Cellular component (GO): membrane
Molecular function (GO): transmembrane transporter activity
Source: RefSeq, a predicted model, not a curated record